Messenger RNA from Frieseomelitta varia, 3451 nucleotides. RefSeq lists its product as uncharacterized. The transcript has 5 exons. Gene Ontology annotation, cellular component: NuA4 histone acetyltransferase complex. The record is from RefSeq and is a predicted model, not a curated record. Gene Ontology annotation, biological process: regulation of transcription by RNA polymerase II; chromatin remodeling. Lineage: Eukaryota; Metazoa; Arthropoda; Insecta; Hymenoptera; Apidae. The coding region runs from base 484 to 3402 and encodes 972 amino acids. Gene Ontology annotation, molecular function: histone binding.
UUGAAAGAUCGUCGUUCUAUAAACGGGCACGACAAUGAAGAACGUCGACGACGACAGUCAUCGCUUUUAGGGAAGUGGGUGACGAAAUUGACCAGAUUUUUUUUUGUACCACGAAGCACGCCUGUUUUUACUAAGCGUUAACUUUACAUAUGUAUGUUACGUCGCGCUAAUGGCAUACUUCACGUAUAUUGUCACGCUCUCAAGAUUUCGAUGUCAUAUGAGGUAACAUAUGGACAGUGUAGUGACUGAACUUCGAUAUUGCGUGUGUAUAUGUACAUAUACAAUUGAAGUCGACACUUUAAACUGUUAUCCUACCCGCUCGACGGGUGGUUUGACGAGAAGUUACACGGUACAUAUACAUUGUGGAAGAAAAUCACUCGCUGAGAAAGGCGUAGCUUCUCUGUUACGCGUGAAGAAUAAAAAAAAUCGGCUUCGAAUAUCUUUCCAAUUUGAUUAUCACACGUUCGAGAACGACUAUGGUAAAUGAGUGCCUUAAAAGAUCAAGAUCCCGAUUACGGGCCGUCCGACGCAAGUGACGAGAAACAUCAACGAAUUUUCGAAGAAAAUGCACGAAGCAGCACAGCGAGAAAGAUAACCGCCAUCAUUGAAAGGGAAUUCAGUCAGGAGAUCAGUGCAAAAGAGAAGGAGGUUCUGGAGAUACAAGAAAGAUUGCACAGAGCAACAAAGAUCAUUCAUCUUUUACGCUGCGUUAUCGUUGCUGAUUUCUACAAUCGCAAACAAUGUCAUAAUUCGCAGAACGGAGAGCCAAAGCAAACGCAAAUUCAUCCCGCGAUAAAACAGCUGAUCGGCAAAGCACCCAAGUUAACCGACAGUUCAGUUGCAUCUGGAUCCAACAGUGAUUUCACUGCGUCGCAGUCAGUCUCGACAUCGUCGUCUAGUAUUGUUGGUGGAACGAAACAAAUUUCUAAGCAGUGUCAAUUAGAGAAAAGGAACAACGAGGUGCGCGAUGAAGAAUCGCGGCCAAAGAAAAUCCCCCGUUACAUCCCGCCGAAAAGUGGAGUCCCGGAGUCUCAGUGCCCGUCGAGAGGCACCAGGCACAAGACGAGGAAACGCAUAAUUAUUGGAAACAUCUCGAAGUGGAUCCCUCCGGAAUGGAGGGAAGACGCAGCUAGCCACAAAUGGACAAUGUACGUCAGAGGGGACAAAGAGAAUCCUGACAUUAGUGGUUUUGUCAGCAAGGUCAGAUUCUUUUUACACCCGAGUUACAGGCCCAACGACGUUGUCGAGGUUACGUCAGCACCGUUCUGCCUCUCGAGACGAGGCUGGGGUGAAUUCCCGCUGAGAGUACAACUGCACUUUAAAAGUGCUCUCAACAAACCAAUGGACAUAAUACAUCAUUUGAAGCUGGACCGCACUUACACCGGUUUGCAAACUUUAGGAUCCGAGACACUUGUCGAUAUAUGGAUCUACGCAGAUUCUCGAAAUUUCAGGCGAAAUGCGGACAAAGUCGCGAAUCAAGAUUUGAACGGGAGCGACACGAUUAAUGAUUGCGUGACGGUGAAGCUGGAGAACUACGAAGACCCGAAUCUCCUGUCCGAUUUCACGAGUAACGUAAGCGUAAAUGAAACAUCAAAAUUGGAACAAAACAAGAAUUGUGAAGUGAUAGUCAAGAAGGAACCACUGGAGGACACGGAAACUGAAAAUUUAACAAACGAGAAACAACUAUUCUGUAUAGAGCUUGACCAUGAUUACUGUGGCCCCAAGUAUUUAAAUUCCGACAGAAAUUUAACUAUCAAUCACUCGUCUGUAACGUCGACUGGCUCAUCCUCGCGUAAAACGGUCACGAUAAAUAAUCGGCAGGAAGAAGAUACAGGAGAGCUUCCUGAAACUAAUGAAUCUUUAAUAAACGGAUAUUUCACAAAUGUGAAAGUAAAGGAGGAACCGGGAACUAUUGGUGUAUUUUUGUCAAACGAACAUGAUCUGAACGCAUCGAGAGUGCUUCCGCUAAGUUGUUCCAGGAUUCAUUCAAACCUUUGCCCGUUGGAAAUUUCUAUCCCUCCGUUGUUUGAACCAUCUGCAAACAAACAUGUUUUAGUCCUCCGGAACAAUAACAUGAUACAUGUCGAUAUGGCAAGUGCGGAUUAUGUUCGCAGUAUCGAUUCGACAAAAUCGAGAGCAAAUUUAGCUGCAUCUCGCAGUGUUAGCUUGUUGAGAAAGCCGCCAGUCGCAGAAGCCAGAAUCCAAGUGAGAAAUCUCAACGGAGCAAAGACGCAACAGGGAGCGAAGCUUCAAGUUUCUAAAGGUGUUCUCCUAAAUGUAAAUUCCAACGUGCCGGUGCUAAAAAUAGCCGAGAAAAGAAACUUGUCAAGCGACGUUUCCUCCAAUAUUGAGAAAGAGCCAAUUGUCACUGAACAAAUGUUGAAAGCGUACACAGAAGAGGUGUGGAAAGAGUAUAAGUUAUCACGUCAGAAGAUCACUUUAGGCAAAGACAAAUACAAGCUUCAGAGUAAAAAAGAGUUGUACGACCAAGUAUACCGGGCGAUUGAAGUUACAAAUAUUCGAAAUGUUCAGGCCCUGCUGCGAUUCAUUAUCAGAAGAAUGCCCAUGAUAACUUGGGACGCAUUUGACUGCGAUUACAGAGGACUCCAUCCUUAUGCCUGCGUGAGCCAGGAGGAAUUUUUUAGCUACAGUGAAGCGAAGCGUAUUGCCUGCGAAUGGCAUCGAGCAAAAAUGAUACAUCAUUUUCUGAGGAAAAGGUCGUUCACUGAGGAGGAAUUAUGGAGCACCAAGGAAAUAAUGAUCUGGGCAAGAUUGCAUGGUUACACGCCCCUUUCUUCAAAUUUUAACAUCCGUUCAAUGAAACAGCAGAAAAGUUUACCUGGCUCCGCGGUCGCGAAAAGAAUCUCCACGUGCACGCAGCCCAGUGCUUUUUACAAGUGGCUUGAAAUCUAUUCGAGUCAAUCGAACGAUAAUUUAUUCGAUAGUGAUUCGCGUUACUCCAGUGAGCUGGACAUUGAAGUUGAUGUGGUAAAUACUGAUAAUACACUAGAAAACAAAAAAAGACUAAAAGAAACGAGAGAAAGCAAGGAAUUUACAAACGCAACAAUUACAGUAUUGGAACUUGAGAAGAGAUUGGUGCCGUUUCACGAUUUUGUUUGCGAAACUGCCAGGGAGAUUGGUAUCAAGUUAAUCUCCGAGGAAAUUGUACCCACUGUUGCACACUGUGCGGCUGGACGUAUGAUAAUGCGAGCUGUCGAAUGUCUUGUUGAAGAUUUAGUUAGAAUGUCUUUGGCGAAAGCUUGGGAAAGAUGCAGCGACAAUGGAUAUCCGAAGGUGAUCGUUUUGGACGAUGUACGUGGAGCUCUUUUAAACCGCGAAGAAUUUGAUAUUUUUACAAAUCACGGAUUAGCCUCGAAACAUCGAUUAACAGCUGCAGAUUAAUUUAAAAAUAUAUAGAAUCUAGAGAAUUUAAUUAUAACUGGAAAAUUGA